GUUACCUGUCAAAGGCUGUAUUGGAAGACAUUUUUUCUGGAGCGCAGCUCAUGUGAACUUUCUGAAUGAAAUGAAGCAGCGUUUAAUAGAGGUAGCAGACUUCCACCAUGCUGCCAGUAAAGCACUCAGAGUGGAGAGUCCUGCAGAGGGCAGUGACAGAUCACGGGAGAUGGCAAGCUGCUCGCCAGAUUACCUGACUUCACCAGAACUGCAUAAGGAACUUGUCAGGCUUUGUAAUGUUUUUGUUUUGUGGUUGGAAGAAGAGAGUUUCCAGAAAGGAGACACAUACAUUCCUUCUUUACCGAAGCAGUAUGAUGUACAUAGACUUGCUAAAGUCAUGCAGAAUCAACAGGAUUUAUGGAUGGAUUAUGUCAAUGUUGAACUCAUACACCAUGAGUUUCAGGAAGCUCUCAACCUUUGGCUACAGGUUCAGCUUGAAUCACAUACAGCCUCUGUUUCUGCAGGGCAAACAGAUUUCACCAACCCUUUAUCAGCCAAAGAGAGGAUAAUUAAUAAUUUGAAGAGGUUUGAGAGUCCCAAGCCACUUCUUCCACUCCAGACGAUGAAAGCUCCUGUGCCAGUUAUUUCCUCUGCCAGUCUAGUAAGUCAGAAAGAAGCAAUUCAGCUCAUGCGCAUGGACCUUAACAUCUUGCAGCGACAUGCCAAAACUGCAGGUCUCUGGGAAUCUCAGCACGUUGCUCUCAAUAGUGAAAUAUUGGACACAGUACCCAAGCUCUACGUCAAUCGGGAAGAGCAGAUCACCCUCCGUUUGGAAUGCAGAGGAACUUCAAAUAAAGGCUGCCAGGGAGCAGCUCUUCUACCAAUCCAGUUUGAAGGGAAGCAUAAAAAUGAAGCAGUGAGCCAGCAGCUUCAUGCUUUGCGUAAAGAAGUGAGACAACUGCAGGCAGAAGCUACGAAGCCACCUUCUCUGGGUGUUGUGGAAGCAGCAGCACAUGUGGAAAAUUUUAUAACAGCCUUAAUGAAUAUCUAUAAGGUGCAGCCUAUGCCUGCAAUUAAGAAAGUCGGAAUUAGUUUGUUUUUUACGUUAGUGGAAUACGUGUGUGAUGAAACUCAACGUAAUCCUCCCACCAGGCAGUUCUUCACAUCCUGCAUCGAGGUUCUAGGCCAAGUGUUCAUCAGUGGGACCAAGUCAGAGUGCAAACGUCUCCUCCAGACAAUCCUGCAGAAUCAAAGGCUCUGUACUCUCCUUUCUCCUUACUUCACUCCUGUUGCCUCUCCCAGUGAGUUUGUGACUUUAUAUGAAAAAGUCGUGGCCUUUCUGAGUGAGGAUAACAGUGAUGUUGUCUUCAUGCUUCUGACAAAGUUUGACCUUCCGCAAUGGCUAAGUGCUGCUAAGCCACCUCUGUCUGAACGUACCAAGCUUCUGGAAUCUAUUCACUUGGCUCUCAGUGCAUGUGGCCUUGAACCUGAAGAAGAUAUUUUGAUGCCAUUUAAUAUCUUCUGCAAGCAUUGGACUAACCUUCUCCAGUAUCGGUUCCCUGAUCACUAUAGUGAUUUCCUGAGAUUGUUGGUGCAAAGUUCUUCAGAGCACCUCCUAAGCCCUGACUGUUGGAAGGCAUCACUUAAAGCUUUGGGAUGUGGUUCAUCUGUGACUGAACAGGGAAGCUUCAAGAAAAGUGAUUCUACUGAAAGUCCCGUAUUGCAGGAUGCUGCAGAAAUUCUCCUCUCUGCAGAACAGGUUAGAGAGACGGUAGAAUGGCUUUCCACAUCUUUCUGCAAACUCCGACUGGCUUCAAUGGACUUCAGGACUUUUGGCCUCUUUUCAAAAUGGAGUCCUUACAUGGCUGAAGUGAAUAAAUUUCUGGAGUAUCUUAUUAAACGACUUAUUGACACCGAAGUAGACAACUUAGCCCAAGAGCCUGUUGGCAGUAACAGAAUUCUAGCAGCAUUGCAAUCCUUGUAUUCAGUCAUUGCUGGUCUCUUUAAACCAUGGAUACUGGUCUUGGAUAAGGAAGAUGCAAGUAAUCAGGCGUGCUACCCUUGGUUGGAGAGUGACUCUCCUGUAGCAUCCACUGUGGUGUCUUUGUUUACAGAUUGUGUCAAGCUUUUGCAUGAGAGCUUUAAAGAUAAGCUGUUGCCAAGCCACCAUGGGGCUCUCUGGUUACAUCUAAUGCGUUACUGUGAAUGUUGCACAGCCCCCAAAAUGCCAGAAUUUAUUCUCUGUGCUUUCCAUACUGAGUUCAGAAGGCUUCCAUGGAAGGAAAUGCAUCCAGACCAGAUGCUUAUGGAAGAGUUCUUUAAA
This is a messenger RNA of Pterocles gutturalis (yellow-throated sandgrouse), 2263 nucleotides long. RefSeq names its product ectopic P granules protein 5 homolog. Gene Ontology annotation, cellular component: cytoplasm. Gene Ontology annotation, biological process: autophagosome maturation. The transcript has 14 exons. The annotation marks the transcript as partial. The record is from RefSeq and is a predicted model, not a curated record. Lineage: Eukaryota; Metazoa; Chordata; Aves; Pterocliformes; Pteroclidae.